CCAGCGGUACAUUACAUCAGACCCCAUCUGCAAACAUGCUGUCUCUCUCUGUGAUGGUGGGACUGGUCCCCAUAGUGUCCCUCUUCGGUUUGUUCUACUCUGCAGCGGUGGAUGAGAACUUCCCUCAGGGCUGCACCAGCAGCAGCAGUCUGUGCUUCUACAGCCUGCUGCUGCCGGUCACCAUCCCUGUCUAUGUCUUCUUCCACCUGUGGAGCUGGAUGGGGAUCAAGCUCUUCAGGCACAACUAGGCUGAUCUCUCAGCACUGAUGUUAAAGCACGUGGCUGCUGCGGGUUUGUCUUUGGGUGAACACAGAUGGCUCAGCACCGCUGAAUAUUUACUGCUUUUUAAAGCUGAUAUUUAGAGUGUGAAGCAGAAUAUGUCAUUAGUUAUUAAACAAACGCCUGGAUACCACUUUCACAAAAGUGUAACACGACAGGCUGUAAGUAUAUUUUCUGAACAGAUUAAAAUAAUAAAGAUCUUUAUUC
Messenger RNA from Archocentrus centrarchus (flier cichlid), 486 nucleotides. RefSeq names its product phosphatidylinositol N-acetylglucosaminyltransferase subunit Y. Gene Ontology annotation, biological process: GPI anchor biosynthetic process. Gene Ontology annotation, cellular component: glycosylphosphatidylinositol-N-acetylglucosaminyltransferase (GPI-GnT) complex. Lineage: Eukaryota; Metazoa; Chordata; Actinopteri; Cichliformes; Cichlidae. Bases 36 to 248 code for a protein of 70 amino acids. The transcript has a single exon. The record is from RefSeq and is a predicted model, not a curated record.